AUGGCGAAUCUGACUGGUCUUCCCGCGGGAUCAUGGGUCGUUGUCACGGGGGCGAAUGGUUACAUUGGCUCCCAUGUUGUUAACACUCUACUUCAACUUGGAUAUCGAGUUCGAGGAACGAUUCGCACCCCGAAGCCGUGGCUUGACGUCUUGUUUGAAACAAAAUAUGGCCAGGGUGUCUUCGAGUCUUUCAUUCUUCCUAAUUUCGAUGACCAGGAGAUGCUGGACAAAUGCUUGGAUGGCACAUCUGGGAUAGUUCAUGUGGCUUCUGAUGUCUCAUUCAAUAAUGACCCGAAUUCCGUCGUUCCAUGGGUUGUGCGAGCAGUCGAAAAUGUCCUGAAGGCUGCUUCCAGACACUCUUCUAUCAAAAGAUUUGUUUUGACAUCGUCGUCUUCUGCUGUUCUAGUUCCUGCUGUAAACAAGAAAGGAGUUCGAGUUGAUGAAAGUACCUGGAAUGAAGAUGCCGUGAAAGCUGCAUUUGACCCAAAUGUGAAAACUGCCGAUAAGGCGUAUCUAGUAUAUGCAGCUUCCAAGACACUUGGCGAACAGGCGGCUUGGAAGUGGAUUGAAGAACACAACCCUCAAUUCAUUUUUAAUGCAGUCCUACCCAACUUCAACACAGGCGAAAUCCUUCACAAGGAAAUUGGCGGUUCGACCAUGGGAAUGAUUCGAGGACUUCUGAAGGGCGACAAGGGAUUAUUCGAUUUUCUGACACCUCAAUACUAUGUUGAUGUUGUCGACACCGCCCGCCUUCACGCCAUUGCUUUGCUCGCGCCCAAUAUUAGAUCGCAGCGUAUAUUUGCGUUUGCAGGUCCGUUCAACAUCACUGACACUAUUUCGACCCUUCAAAGACUUCGGCCUGACCGCAAGUUCGUUGAUCCACCGUCGGACGAGGGCCAAGACUUGACUGAUGUGGCACCGGCGGGCAAAGCCGAGAAGCUUCUGCAGGAAUUCUUUGGUCAAAAGGGAUGGACUCCUCUCGAAGAAAGCAUUGCAGAUGGUAUUCGUGAUCUAUAG
This is a messenger RNA of Penicillium atrosanguineum, 1017 nucleotides long. RefSeq names its product Major facilitator superfamily domain general substrate transporter. Gene Ontology annotation, molecular function: oxidoreductase activity, acting on the CH-OH group of donors, NAD or NADP as acceptor. The record is from RefSeq and is a predicted model, not a curated record. The coding region runs from base 1 to 1017 and encodes 338 amino acids. NCBI's taxonomy places the organism in Eukaryota, Fungi, Ascomycota, Eurotiomycetes, Eurotiales, Aspergillaceae. The transcript has 5 exons.